Molecule: messenger RNA, 893 nt
Organism: Folsomia candida
Lineage: Eukaryota; Metazoa; Arthropoda; Collembola; Entomobryomorpha; Isotomidae
Product: 14 kDa phosphohistidine phosphatase
Exons: 5
Coding region: 228-629 (133 amino acids)
Biological process (GO): peptidyl-histidine dephosphorylation
Cellular component (GO): cytosol
Molecular function (GO): protein histidine phosphatase activity
Source: RefSeq, a predicted model, not a curated record
AUUUUCAUAUUGAAAAGUGAGACUAAAAACGUGAGGCAGAUUGAAACCACGAGUAAAAAUCUGAACGAGCGAAAAGCCGGACAGGAUUUAUUUGGCAAAAUUCUAUUUUAAAUAAAUUUUAAGCCACCAUCCUGACGCUGUUAAUUCCACUUUUUCGUCGCCCAAUCAUCUCCCUUAUUCCUCCACUCCAAAUUGGAAAACUUGUCGUCGCCACCGGUGUGUCGAAAAUGUCGUCGUCGUCAGUACAAGAUAAACUGGAUAAGGUUCCCCCCGUCGGAAUCGAUGCUGCUGGACGAUUCAAAUAUAUUUUGAUUAAAGUUUACGUCACAACGGAUCCUGCCAAGUCGCCGGCGAAAGAACAAUUUAAAUAUGUCGUGAGAGGAUAUGCAGAUUGUCCGUAUCAUGGCGACAUUUACGACCGGUUUGUUGAGUUUCUUGCCAAAUUGGAGAAAGGUGCGUAUGAUUCGGAGUGUGUGGGAGGAGGAAGAAUUACGCACGAGUCUAAGAAAAUUACUGUUUUUGGAUACUCGCAGGGUUAUGGAAAAGCAGACCACUCAAUUACGGCAGACGUUUUGAAACAACAUUUUCCAUCGGAUUAUGAAAUUUCUUGGAAUAAUGACGGAUAUUAGUAAAUUAAAUACAAAGUCGUUGCUCAUGCAAAAUUGUAAACUAAACUAUUAUGUUACUUUAUAAGUAUUAAUACAUGAUAAGCACGUUAUUCAAGUCCAGCUCUAUUGUCUGUUGUAUCUAUCUAAAUAAUUUUUAAUUGACCUCACUCCAGAGAUGUAAUGAUUAAUAAUUACUCAAAAACCGAGUCUAAAUUGCUCCAUCCGAAUACGAAUUUGAAAUUAAAGGAUUGGAGAACAAUAAACAAAUUUAGAUGACACUGUUAA